Messenger RNA from Mesorhabditis spiculigera, 708 nucleotides. The record is from the annotation of a GenBank genome assembly. Lineage: Eukaryota; Metazoa; Nematoda; Chromadorea; Rhabditida; Rhabditidae.
AUGAAGUACUUGGAAAAUAGUAAUCUUCAAUUGAUAGCGGACAAGAUACGGGAGCACUCGAACGAUUGCGAGUUGGAUUUCAAGAUCGAAUCCUACUCCUGUAAAAUGAUCCAAAGCGACAAGCGCUUGUGGAAACGCACGAAUAUCGACGAGCGCCAGCCGCUCUCCCCGCCCGAGGAUUGGAAUAUUUUGCAAGCGCCGAUGCCGAUAGGGCAUUCGCAUCGUAUGCGCCACCUCUCCGAGCACAGCGCAUCUGGCGGGUCUGAUCAUGAUAUGGAAGAGGGCUGCUUGGUGGACUCGAUCUCGAAGAGGACGCUCUUCGACCUCAUCGGGGUCCUCAACACCGCCUACGGGGACUAUGAUUUCAACGACCUCAACAGCAAUUGCUUUUCGCGGAUAGACAAUGCUGAGGGCGUCGUCGCGCCUGUCGACCACAAAUUGGCAGCGGCAGUCGAGCACUACGCGCAGCUGCGCAACGACCUCUGGCAGGCCGUGGCGGAGGAGAUCAAGCCGAUGGAGUGCCGUAUCUACAGCUACAACUCGAACUACGACGGCGACCCGUUCAGCGAGGAAGGAGUCUUCUGGUGCUUCAACUACUUCUUCUACAACAAAAACCUGAAGCGCAUCCUGUUCCUCUCCUGCCGGGCCUACAACCGCAGCGAGCUGAACAUGAGCGCCGAAGAGAUGUGGAACAUGGAGGAUAUGGAU